Ornithodoros turicata is the source of this 1452-nucleotide messenger RNA. RefSeq lists its product as uncharacterized. The record is from RefSeq and is a predicted model, not a curated record. NCBI's taxonomy places the organism in Eukaryota, Metazoa, Arthropoda, Arachnida, Ixodida, Argasidae. Bases 41 to 1120 code for a protein of 359 amino acids. Gene Ontology annotation, molecular function: protein binding. The transcript is spliced from 5 exons.
ACUGCGUGUUCGACGAUCAUCAUCGUCGGUACGGAUUCCCAUGUGUUCCCUCCGUAGUGCACUCCAUCAGCCAUCGUCAAAUCAGCGGAAGAACAUGGGCAUCUAUGAGGCCCUAAUCACUGCUGUUCUAAUUCACCGCGUGCUUGCAGUGCCCAGUUUCUACAAGCAUGUGAACCUAAACAGCUUCUGUGACGGCCACAUAGACUCCUCUAUAGAUCUGGGUAACGCCUCUUCGUCCCUGUCCUCUGCCAUCGUCACUGCCACUCAGCGUCGUCACAGAAGAGGAAAUCCCUUUUGUGAGUGCAAGGUUGGCAACACUGGGGGCACGGGAGGUCUCAUCGUCACAAUCGAAGAACUCAACCUACGCAAGGGCUCCAUCAAUCAGUCCUGCAUCGACUUCGUCAUUACAGGAACGAAGUACUGGAACGAGGACAGCCCUCGAUGUGGCGUCGUGACACGGAAAGAUCUGGUGAACUGGGUGACCACGUAUUCCGUCACCAUUGAGCUGCACACGCAAACCCCUAUCUCCUACUUCAUCGACGGGUACCUUCUUCGCAUGAUCAUCACACGAUAUAUUGACGCUCAAGACGGCAUGUGUGCACCAUCGCAGUUCCUUUGUGACAACGACCGCUGUAUUUUCUCAGGAUACCGCUGCGACGGAAACAACAACUGUGGAGACCUCAGCGAUGAAUCACUGUUCGGAAAUUCCAUGUGCAGUGAGUACGGAGGCAGCAUAGACUGUCGGGGUGAAGUACACGUAGUUAUGCUUCUCUUUGCUACAGUGAUGCCUCGGUCGUCGCUCAUUCUCAUUACAAUGGGGCUGACGAUAUUUUCAGUUACGUGGCUGUCUGUCCUCAUGUGCUGCGUUCGAAGUGUUGUCCUAAAACGGCGGGUCCUGAUGGAAAGUCGAGGUUGGGGUACAGUGACACCUCCAGUGGCCACCGUUCUGGAAACGAGUAUACAUGAAAAGUCAGAAGCUCAAGAGUCGAUGGACGCUGGGACGUCUGGGUUACAACAAUUUCGUGGUCUACGAAAUCGGUCCAUGUCGAUGCCUCGUUUUCGAAAUCCAUUUUCCGUCCCGGUUCCUAAUCAGGAACAAACCGAGGAAAUACGUAGUUGAAUAACGCGCAGCGUAUAGAUGCAUAUUACUCGAAAUGAUCAUGUAGACUGUCUUGAUUAUGUGCGCUGCAUUCGCAGUUGUGAUACAAACUAUGCAUAGUGAAUACACAAGGUGUCGAACGAGGAGAUGUGAUUUAUUUCUUUAAAAAUAGGCUGCAGGACCUAAUAACUUGGAGCGCUUUCGCGGCAAUGAGUUCUUUAACCAGACGCAAAUAUAGAUUUCAUGGAGCUGAUGUGAAACUUGUUUCAAUUAUGCAAAAGUAGGAAUUAUCGGGUUCGAAUUAAAGAGCGAGUACUUACAUUAAAAUGUAGCAGAUACCAGACAAGUUGUCG